Molecule: messenger RNA, 2406 nt
Organism: Penicillium subrubescens
Lineage: Eukaryota; Fungi; Ascomycota; Eurotiomycetes; Eurotiales; Aspergillaceae
Product: beta-glucosidase
Exons: 7
Coding region: 1-2406 (801 amino acids)
Biological process (GO): glucan catabolic process
Molecular function (GO): beta-glucosidase activity
Source: RefSeq, a predicted model, not a curated record
AUGGUCUCUGCAAAGCAACUAGCAUUGGCUGCGGCCAUGCUGUCUGUUUGUGGACUGAGCUAUGCGGAGAGUAACAUUACCUCCGAUACUUAUUUCUAUGGCCAGUCUGAGCCUGUAUACCCCUCGCCCAAUGCUACCGGUUCUGGUGAAUGGGCCAAGGCCUAUGAGAAGGCCGCUGCCAUGGUCUCCAAGAUGACUUUGGAAGAGAAGAACAACCUCACGUAUGGUAUCAGUAGCACUGCGAAUGGAUGCUCUGGAAACAUUCCGGCUAUUCCUCGUUUGGGAUUCACAGGUCUUUGUCUUCAAGAUGCAGGACAAGGUGUCCGCAAUACCGAUGCUGUUAACAGUUACCCGAGUGGUAUUCACGUCGGCGCUAGCUGGAACAGGACUCUUGCCUACGAGCGAGGCUGGCAUAUGGGUGGGGAGUUCAGAAAGAAGGGUGUCCAGGUAGCAUUGGGCCCAGUCGUUGGCCCACUGGGAAGAACUACUACCGGUGGCAGAAACUGGGAAGGUCCCUCCAACGAUCCCUACCUCGGUGGUGCGCUCGCCGCCUCAACCGUCCAAGGAACACAAGAGCAAGGUGUUAUCACAAGUGUCAAGCACUUCAUCGCCAACGAGCAAGAGCUUUACCGCAACCCUACCACAAACUCCGAUAACCAGACUGUCGAGUCCAUUUCCAGCAACAUUGAUGAUAAGACCAUGCACGAGCUGUAUAUGUGGCCUUUCCAAGAUGCCCUCAAGGCAGGUGCUGGAAACAUCAUGUGUUCCUACAACCGAGUGAACAACUCUUAUGCUUGCCAGAACAGCAAGGCUUUAAACGGACUGUUGAAGACCGAGUUGGGCUUCCAGGGCUUCGUCGUGACCGAUUGGGACGCACAGCACUCCGGUGUGGCUGCAGCCCUCGCUGGUCUUGAUAUGGCCAUGCCCGACGGUCAAUCCUUCUGGGGAAACAACUUUACAGAGGCUUUCACCAACGGUAGUGUCCCCGUGUCUCGUCUGGACGAUAUGGCUACUCGUAUCAUUGCAACUUGGUACCAGAUGGGACAAGAUGACUCGAGCUAUCCCGCCCCUGGUGUUGGCAUGCCGUACAACAUCAGCGAGCCUCAUACUAUUGUGAAUGCUCUCACUGCUGAUGCCAAGCCCGUUUUGUAUGAGGGAGCCGUGGAAGGCCAUGUUCUGGUCAAGAACGUCAACAAUGCUCUCCCCCUCCAGUCUCCCAAAUUGGUUUCAGUCUUUGGCUGGGAUGCUAAGGCCCCUGAUACCAUGAUGCCGAAUGGAGAGUUCUUCAUUUACAACCCCUGGACUUUGGGCUUGGAGCCCGCGAUCUACCAGACCGGCGACGUUUUCUUGAACUCCGGCCUUGACGUGCCUGACUACUACCAGGUUGCAUUCAAUGGAACCCUCUCGGUUGGUGGUGGCAGUGGUGCAAGCACUGGCCCUUACCUGAGUGCACCCCUCGAUGCUCUCCAACAGCGGGCGUAUGAGGAUAACUCCCUGCUGAUGUGGGAUACCUCUGUGUUGCCCUCUUCCCGUGGUCUGAUGGAGGCUUCUGAUGCAUGCUUGGUCUUUCUUAACGCCUUCGCUACAGAGAGCAUGGACCGUCCCGGUCUGCGUGAGGACUAUUCAGACGGCCUAGUGAAGCAAGUCGCAUCAACUUGCGCUAACACCAUCGUUGUCAUUCACAAUGCCGGAACUCGCCUCGUCGACCAAUUCGCUGACCACGAGAACGUCACCGCAAUUGUCUUUGCCCACCUUCCCGGUCAAGAAUCUGGCCGUGCUAUCGUGAACCUGCUUUACGGUGACGAGAACUUCAGCGGCAAGCUUCCCUACACCGUUGCUAAGAACGAAUCCGACUACGCGACUUUGUUCCACUCUGGAGCAGUUACCCCUUACGGCCUCUUCCCCCAGGCGGACUUUGACGAGGGUAUCCUCACUGACUACCGUUACUUCGACAAGCACGGUAUCACCCCUCGCUACGAGUUCGGCUUUGGUCUCUCGUACACCACCUUCUCCUUCUCCGACCUCAAGGUCUCCGCCCCCAAGAAGAACAUCGCCGCUUACCCCAGCGGAGCCAUCGAGCAAGGUGGUGCAGUUGACCUGUGGGAAACUGUUGCGACUGUCACUGCCAAGGUCCGCAACACUGGCCGUAAGUCCGGUGCCGAAGUCGCUCAGAUCUACAUCGGCAUCCCUGGAGGCCCUAUCAAGCAACUCCGAGGCUUUGAGAAGGUCCUGAUCCCCGCUGGCAAGUCUGUCAAGGUGACCUUCCCCUUGGCUCGUCGUGAUUUGAGUACUUGGGAUGUCGUUGCCCAGAAGUGGUUGCUCCAGAGUGGAACCUAUAACAUCUAUGUUGGUUCUUCCAGCAAGGAUCUUCCUCUGACUGCGACCAUGCAGGUCACUAGCUCUUGA